This is a messenger RNA of Entamoeba invadens IP1, 1293 nucleotides long. Its product is annotated as homeobox-containing protein, putative. Gene Ontology annotation, biological process: clathrin-dependent endocytosis; clathrin coat disassembly. Gene Ontology annotation, molecular function: clathrin binding. The transcript has a single exon. The record is from RefSeq and is a predicted model, not a curated record. NCBI's taxonomy places the organism in Eukaryota, Evosea, Mastigamoebida, Endamoebidae. Gene Ontology annotation, cellular component: vesicle; cytoplasm; intracellular membrane-bounded organelle. Bases 1 to 1293 code for a protein of 430 amino acids.
AUGUCUCAGAAACAGGACAUCUUUGCUUCACUGGACAUGAAUGGCCGUGCACAAAAGAAACAAAAAAUUACGGUGAGUAAGGCUCAACAAACCCAGAGUAAUGUGCGCACAGAAAAUUUCCAGAACACAGAUAUUUUGUUCCAAACACCGACGUCACACCAAACAAAUACAGACGUUUUCGGAUCUUUACUACAGACAUCUCCUAAACAACCAGCAAAUCCUCCUGUAACGCCCGCGUUCGAGUUUUUGGAAGGAUCUAGUUUGUCACAUACAAGCGGCUCACCAACACCAAAAACUCCAUCACCAAGUCGUUCACCAAAUAACACAAAUUUGUUCGACUUCACGGAAGCACCAAAGACCUCAAAAUCCCCAGUUGCAAACGUUUCAUUUGACCUCACAGACAAAACUCAGAGCGGGAAAGGUGGAUAUGUCAGACAAGCUUCAGCACCACCAAAAACAGAGAACUUGAGAUAUGGGAAAGAAGCUAAAGAAAAUAAAGAGAAUAAAGGUAAUGACUUUUUCGCUUCUUUGAACUUCGCUAAGCCGAAACAGACCGAAACUGCACAACAAAACAGCUCAAUGUUCGACACCCCAAAUACAAACAACUCGGUCAACGACUUUUUCACUUCCCUCUCACAACCAAAAACUCCAGAAAACCAAAAGAAAUGUGAUAUUCCAAAGACCGAAAAAUCCCCAGUUGAUAUCGACUUUUUCUCUUCGACACCACCUAAAAAAACAGAAGAAGAAAAGAGCACAGAAACAACAAACGCUGAGGCCAACUCGUUUGGCUCGAAACCACAAAGUCAGGCUUCGCCAAAUGAAACAGAACAACAAAAAGAGGAAAAGAAGUCUGACAACAUCAUGGACUUCUUCUCGUCUGUUCCAUCAAGCACCACACCAUCAGAGAAAAAGUCCAACUUUGUUGACCCACUCGCCGAGACCACAGAAGAAGAGGAAGACCCGACAAAAAUUGUCUACGGCAACAAGACGGAGCUGAGUGUUAGUAUGGUGAAUGAGUGGGCGUAUGAAAAGGGCACUACUCAGAGGAAGAAUAUCCGGUCGUUGUUGAAAACGCUGCAGGACAUUUUGUGGGAAGGACAGAAGUGGAAGAAGCUUGGGAUGACGGAUCUGUGUGACUAUGACGGUGUUGUUACCUGGUAUAAAAAGGCUGUUGUGUUGAUCCACCCAGACAAGAACCAAUUCAGAAGUCAAGACCAAUUGGAAUGCGCACAGGUGCUCUUCGACCACGUUAGGAACUCGUACAACAUCUUCCGUAAAACGGAAAAAAAGUGA